This is a messenger RNA of Bombus pyrosoma, 2092 nucleotides long. RefSeq names its product probable phosphoserine aminotransferase. Gene Ontology annotation, molecular function: O-phospho-L-serine:2-oxoglutarate transaminase activity; pyridoxal phosphate binding. Gene Ontology annotation, cellular component: cytoplasm. Gene Ontology annotation, biological process: L-serine biosynthetic process. The coding region runs from base 831 to 1937 and encodes 368 amino acids. The transcript has 8 exons. NCBI's taxonomy places the organism in Eukaryota, Metazoa, Arthropoda, Insecta, Hymenoptera, Apidae. The record is from RefSeq and is a predicted model, not a curated record.
GAUAAAACAUUGCUGGGGGCAUUAGUAGAUUUAUCAGAGAAAUAUAAUCUUUAAAGAGCACAAAAUAUAUUAUAAUGUUUUAUUUAUGGAAGUGUAAUCGUUAUAUUAGUUCUACUCUAUUUUGUACUAAUAUAAUAUUUUUACAUGAUAAAGAUACAUAUACAGAUUCAAGGAAGGACAAAAAUUGUUUAAAUCAUUACUAUCUCUUCAGGAUACAAUUAUUGAAAAAUAGUGAUCAAUCCUUUAACAUUAGUUUUAAUACAUUUCCGCAACUUCGUUUGACAAAACGAAUUUUAAUAAUCAUAUAAUUUCAAUAAUCAUAUCAUUAUAAAACAACAAAUCAUUAAGGCCUAAAUCCACAUUCCUUGCUCAUAAAGACCCGUUGAACAAGUCUUCAUGCAACGCACAAAGCAAAAUAAAACAACAUAUCAAAUGUGUGCAUACAAUGGUCAGUAUUGAUACGAUUUAUUGAUUUUAUCUUUACCUGAAUAAAUUUUAAAAAUUCACAGCAGUCAGUCGCAUAAAGUGGUUACAAAGAAAACAAAAAAGUGUAAAGAGAAAGUACAAGGAAGUGAUGCAACGAAAAAGAAAAGGCUCCGAUUUAUAACGAUCUAUGAUUGUUCAGAGUGUUUAGAAAUGAGUAAUUUUUGAUGUAUAUCAUCGCAAAGUAGAUUGUGUAGAGAGUGACUAUACAACAUAAAUAGCGAUAAUUUAGUAGAUAAAUCUACCAGAGUUUAGAUAACGAGGCACGGAGAGUUGAAACUACUUUCUGUAUCAAGUCCAGUUCAGUAUUUUCACAUCAGCCUCCGAGUAAGACAGUAGAUCUCGCAAUGAGUAAUAUUUCAGAGAACAAAGUGAUUAAUUUUGGUGCCGGACCAGGCAAACUUCCGGAACAGGUAUUAAAACAAGUACAACAAGAAUUGCUCGCCUAUGGUAAUACUCAAAUCAGUAUUUUGGAAUUGAGUCAUAGAUCAGCUGAGUUCAAAAGCGUUAUUGAAAAUGCACAAGCAACGUUGCGAGAAAUACUGCACGUACCCGACAAUUAUAAAAUUCUGUUUAUGCAAGGGGGUGGUACAGGUAUAUUUGCCGCUGUUCCUUUAAAUAUGAUGGCAACUGAUACCGCAGACUACUUAGUAACUGGCACAUGGUCGGCCAAAGCGGCUAAAGAAGCGGCCAAGUAUGGCAAAGUGAAUUUGGUCUUGCCACAAACUACGAAAUACACGGAAGUUCCUGACCCAUCUACUUGGAACCUGGAUCCCAAUGCGUCUUAUGUUUACUAUUGUGCAAAUGAAACAAUUCACGGAAUCGAGUUUAAUUAUAUCCCUGAAACGAACGGAGUACCACUGGUCGUUGAUAUGUCAUCGAAUAUACUUACAAGACCUUUCGACGUUUCGAAAUUUGCUGUAAUAUUUGCUGGCGCACAGAAAAACAUCGGUCCGGCUGGUGUGACUCUCGUGAUAGUGAGAGAUGAUGUUCUCGGUCAUGCUUCGAAGUUCUGUCCAAUAAUGUUCGAUUUCACUGUUAUGGCAGCUGAUAACUCUAUACAUAAUACACCACCGGUAUUUCAAAUAUAUGUAGUUGGGCUAGUUUUCAAAUGGAUCAAAGAACACGGUGGUGUUGAGGGGAUGGAGAAACUGGCAAUUGCUAAGAGUCAAAAGAUAUACGACGUGAUCAACAAAUCAAAUGGUUUCUAUUCAUGUCCAGUUAAAUCCGACGUAAGGAGUAGAAUGAAUGUGCCAUUUAGGAUAGGCAAAAACAAUGAACAAUUAGAAAAAGAGUUUCUAUCCGGUGCGAGUACACGCGGAAUGCUUCAAUUGAAAGGUCACAGAUUAGUAGGUGGAAUUCGAGCGUCUAUAUAUAAUGCUGUUACUGUAGAGGAAGUAGAAGUAUUAGCAAAAUAUAUGAUGUGGUUCUAUGAAAAAUAUAAUAAAAAUUAGGAAAUUAAAAUAUAUUUACUGGAAACAUUAUUUGGUUAAGAAUAACUUGUAUGUAUGUAUAAGAUAUAUAGAAUAGCAUUACAAGAUCUGUCAACCUUUCGUAUAUCUUAUAAAAUUUGUAUGUCAGUAAAAAAUAUAUCUAAUAUAAAAGCUUU